AUGGGCGCGACCCCCUUUCAUCGUUCCAUCCUCGAGGUCCGGCUACCAAAGCACUUUGAUAAGCCGACUGACAUGAGGUAUGACGGAACCCAAGACCCCCAGGAACACCUGACGACCUUCGAGGCCAGGAUAAACCUGGAAGGAGUUGGAGAUGAGGUGAGGUGCCACGCUUCCCCGGUCACCUUGGCGGGGCCAGCGAUACGGUGGUUCAACAGCCUCCCGCAGGGCUCGGUGGCUAGGUUUUCAGACAUCAGCCACGCUUUUCUGGCCCAAUUUACAACCAGAAUCGCAAAGGUAAAACACCCAAUCAAUUUGCUCGGGGUAACUCAGAGGUCCGGCGAGCCGACCAAAAAAUAUCUAGAUCGGUUUAACAACGAGUGCUUAGAGAUCGACGGGCUAACCGACUCAGUAGCUAGUCUGUGUUUGACGAACGGGCUCCAAAACGAGGACUUUAGAAAGCACCUCACCACGAAGCAGGUGUGGAUAAUGAAGGAGAUCCAAAAUGUAGCCAGGGAAUACAUUAAUGAUGAAGAAGUCAGUCAAGUCGUGGCUGCCAACAAGCGGCAGCCCUCCUACAAUCAACCCCGGCAGCACGGUAGCAGAGAAAGGAAAAAGGAACACACCAGAGAUGGUGGUCCGAGCAAGGCACCCAGGCCGUUCCCUCGAGUCAGGAAGUUUACCAAUUACACUCCCCUCACUGUCCCCAUCAUAGAAGUUUAUCAACAGAUAGCCAAGAAGGGAAUAUUGUCAAAGCCUCGACCUCUGAAGGACCGAACCGGAGGGAACAAGAGCCUUUAUUGUGACUAUCAUAAGGGCUAUGGACACAAGACACAGGACUGCUUCGACCUGAAGGAUGCGCUGGAAUAA
Molecule: messenger RNA, 867 nt
Organism: Arachis ipaensis
Lineage: Eukaryota; Viridiplantae; Streptophyta; Magnoliopsida; Fabales; Fabaceae
Source: RefSeq, a predicted model, not a curated record